This is a messenger RNA of Penaeus indicus, 2557 nucleotides long. Its product is annotated as EF-hand domain-containing protein D2 homolog. NCBI's taxonomy places the organism in Eukaryota, Metazoa, Arthropoda, Malacostraca, Decapoda, Penaeidae. Gene Ontology annotation, molecular function: calcium ion binding. The coding region runs from base 473 to 982 and encodes 169 amino acids. The record is from RefSeq and is a predicted model, not a curated record. The transcript has 4 exons.
CUAUAACUUGACACACGAUAUUAACUCUUGCACACAUCGCGAAUAUCCAGAGGACGCGUUUUUAUCGAGGAAGCACCUGGCGCCAAAGCGAUUUUCAUAAUAAGAGCUUAAGUAUUUAGACUGAUACGAGAUACGGGCGGCGCUCAGUCUGGGAGCAGCGGGCGCGACAGGCGGAGGUGCGGCUGUGGCGAGAGCGAGCGAGCGAGCGAGCGAGGACCGUGUGCCAGGAUCGACCGUCGAGUGUGUAUACGGACUCUGGAGUGUGAAUACGUACUCUCUCUGCCUCUUUCUGUUCGACUUCUACUGCUGCCCAGUUAUCGACGAGUCACUGUGUGCCACCUGUAGGAGAACCGAGGCCGACAGUGUUGUGCGAGCGCCUCUACAAGUGUCGCUUCCAGUGGUGACCGGCGAGCGACGAGACCCCUGCAAGCAACAUCGAUUAGUUCCCACACCUGUCUUUCUGCCCAGCAUCAUGGGGGAUGCCAAACUUGCGACCUUGUUGGACAUCGCCAAGCACCCCGAGUACUCCGAGGAGGAGCUCAACAAGCUGUACAGCCUGUUCUGCAGGUACGCCUCGCCCAACACCAAGAAGGGCCACAUCUCGCUGGACAGCUUCAAGAAGCUCCUUGAGGCCCUGCAGCUGACCCAGACGCAUCUGGAGGCCAAGGAGACGUACGACAAGGCAGCCAAGGACGGCAAGCUCUCCCUCGACGAGUUCAUGAAGCUUGUGAAGGACCUCGAGUCGAAGACCGGGAAGAUCAACCUCGACCUGGUGAUCAAGCUGGCGGCGCAGGAGGAGGUUGAUGUGGACAACGUGGGCGUGGGUGGCGCCAAGAGGUUCUUCGAGGCCAAGGCGCGCAUCCUCGAAGUAGGAGACGCUGCCUACCGGGCCUUCGAGGACAAGAAGAGAGAGGAGGAGGAGAGGAAGAGGAGACAGGAGGAGUUCAAGAAGAAGAGGGAGCAGUUCCAGCAGGCGGCGUAAGGUUCAAGGGAAACGCGCCGAGAUCAUGAGUGAAGCCGCGUGCAUGGCGCUCAGAUUCACAGGCUAAAAGACACACGUAAACCCGUAUUGUGUAAAAUACCACCUUCGUUGAGAAAGCAAAAAAAAGGGAGACAUAUGGUAAGGAUUCAAACCCAGUUUAGAAGAGUCAAUUAAAGGAUCUAAGUCAGUCAUGUAUUCAGUAGCGUUAGGAGCAUCUGGAAGGAGAUUCACACGGAAACUUACCUCAGCUGAAUGGUCCGAUGUAACUUAGUAAUGGCAGUAAAUAUACAGCUUUGGCAUAUCCACUCCUAGGGUUUAGAGUACUUGUACAUAUCCUUUAAGGGCGAUAUGUAACGAAAAAAGAUGGUUAAUUUCUGUAGGCCAAUGGAAUGCGUGCUGUAGUUGAAUGAGCUGAGAGCAGUAGGCUACAUCCUAUAGUACAAUCUGCUCUAGCACGAGAGACAGAGAGGAACCAAAAAUCAAAAUCAGUUCUCACUUAAACGGAAUAGGUCCAGGGUCGAUCAGCAUCGGAUUUUUACCUUGCUUUUAUUUGCCCUUCAUAACAUAACAAUAAGGGCGAAUUCGCUGUCAUUUCAUUGUAACUAACUCAUCUUAGUUGUAGGUCUCACCAGCACGACUGUUCCGCUGACACUAAAUGAAUACACUAGGCUAGUUAAACUACAUGAUGUUAGGUUUAGGAAUUUCGUUAUUUUGAUAUAGUCCCUCUCUUUUAUUAUCUCUUCGUUUCUCUCUCCCUCCCCCAAUCUUAACUAGUCUGCUCCUUUUCUUUUUCUUCUCUCUCUCUUUUUUUUUAAACAUCUGCGCGUCAUUAUUCAGCCAAUUCAUCUUCCAUUGUGUUUUACGAGAUAAGCGAGUCGGCAGACAAGCUACGAUACCACAUGUUGUAAAUACAAGCUCGAGCCAUGUGUUUGGGGGAUGCACGUCUCUGUUAGCGCUUCUCGUGGGAUUAUUUUACUUAAACAAAAAUUUUCUGGGGUUUCAUGUUAUAAUUUAGGAAAUGGAAUGUUUUUUUUUUUUUUUUUUUUAAUAUGAAGGAGUGAUCCAUUUCGGGAGGAAAAAAAUAUCAAGAGACUUGCAUUUCUGGUGGUUCGUGUUUUUUUUUCUUUAUCAAUAAUCAAUAUUAAUCUUGAUAUAAAGUCAGUAUUCAAUAGAUGUGAGUGCAGUAUUACUGUCUAAUAAAUUCUGUAUUUAAAGUUAGUUUAUGUCUGGAUAUCCAUAGAGAUACUUUGGAAAAAGGAGAAUAUUUUGUCGUUUACUGAACACAGAAAAAAAUAUUUUAUAGCUUUCCCUCAAAGAAGAGAGAAAAGCAAAGCAUAUAAAUUAUUUAUAUCUUCAUGAAGAAAGUGAAAGUUACUAUUAUUUAAUUAUCAUUAUGAUUGUGAUUACAUGAUACUUGGAAGGACCACAAUUUAGCCUUUAUUAAGAUUGUAAGAGGAGUAUUUGAUCUAGAUUUUUAAUAAAAUCAACCUUUUUUCGGUGGAGUCUUAUUAGUUGGAUACAUGUCAGCACUUGAUUGUAUUUGCGUGAUUUGUGAUAAAAUGAUUCCACGUAAAA